Messenger RNA from Scomber scombrus (Atlantic mackerel), 4019 nucleotides. It is a transcript of the gene spg7, whose product is annotated as SPG7 matrix AAA peptidase subunit, paraplegin. Gene Ontology annotation, biological process: mitochondrial protein processing; protein-containing complex assembly. NCBI's taxonomy places the organism in Eukaryota, Metazoa, Chordata, Actinopteri, Scombriformes, Scombridae. The coding region runs from base 333 to 2756 and encodes 807 amino acids. Gene Ontology annotation, molecular function: ATP-dependent peptidase activity; ATP hydrolysis activity; ATP binding. Gene Ontology annotation, cellular component: membrane; m-AAA complex. The transcript is spliced from 17 exons. The record is from RefSeq and is a predicted model, not a curated record.
AUACGAGAUGCGUUAAACUUUACCCUUCAACAUUAAGUACAGUCUUAGCAAAACCUUUAUAAUAAUGAAAAUUAAACAACGGCGAUAAAAAUUCAUUGUAUGGUUAAUUGGAAAUAUAUAUUUGCUUUAAUUUCCGUGUGGGAGCGUUCACAUGCCGUGGGGAUUUUCGUGCUGACAUCUUUGCUCGGUAGCAGAGUUGAAUAACAUAGCAAGCUAAGCUAAAGGUAGAGGUAACAAAUGUGCUAAUCGUGCACAUACCUCACCUUUUUAGUUACACAGAAAUCUUUAGCUAUGGCAUUGCAAUUGUCUUUUAUUCAGUAAACACCGACGGUAUGGCAGCGUUGUUGUUGCAGCGCCGUAUUAACCUCUGUAGGAAAUACAGCAGAGGUUUAACGUGGACGCUGUCGAGGCAAAACUCUCACAUAUUAGCAAAAAAGCCGAUAUAUAGCAGCGAUAAUGUUAAAAAUGUGCUAUUCAGGUGCAGUAAUGUCAGAAAGAUGCUCAUUUCAAAAUCAGAGCGAACACUUACAGGCCAGCCACAGAAACUUAUUCAGAGCCUUCUCUACCAACCAUUGAGUCCUGGCAUGGUGGGAAUCAGCAGAGAAUUAAUCAGGAACAACCUGCUGAGAAAUCCUGUUGGUUUGGUGAAUUUAUUAGGGGCAACAAACUUCUUCAGUACAUCUCAGUCUAAACAAGAGAAAAAUAAAAGUAAUGGACCAAAGGGAAAAACUCCAGAAGAAAAUGAAGAGGAGAAGAAACGUCGUGAACAGGAGGACCAGAUGUACCGGGAGCGCCUGCGGACCCUGUUCAUUAUAGCGCUCAUCAUGAGCCUGCUAAACUCCAUCAAUACGAGUGGCGGUAACAUCUCAUGGAAUGACUUUGUCAAUGAGAUGUUGGCUAAGGGAGAGGUGUCACGUGUACAAGUCGUUCCCGAGAGUGACAUUGUAGAAAUCUACCUUCACCCUGGAGCAGUUAUCUUUGGAAGGCCUAGGCUGGCACUCAUGUACAGAAUGCAAGUUGCCAACAUUGACAAAUUUGAGGAGAAGCUGAGAGCUGCUGAAGAAGAGCUGAAUAUUGACGCAAAGGACAGGAUACCAGUCUCCUACAAACGCACAGGAUUCUUUGGGAAUGCUGUCUAUGCUCUGGGAAUGGCAGCCAUUGGCGUGGCUAUUCUCUGGUACAUCUUUCGUCUGGCAGGGAUGGGUGGCAGAGAGGGUGGCUUCAGUGCUUUUAAUCAGCUAAAGAUGGCCAAGUUCACCAUUGUAGAUGGCAAGUCGGGGAAAGGUGUGAGUUUCAAAGAUGUAGCGGGCAUGCAUGAGGCAAAAAUGGAAGUGAAGGAAUUUGUUGACUACCUCAAGAGUCCUGAACGAUACCUCCAGCUAGGAGCCAAGGUUCCCAAGGGUGCAUUACUACUCGGGCCUCCAGGCUGUGGGAAGACUCUGCUGGCCAAAGCUGUAGCCACUGAAGCUCAGGUGCCAUUCCUGGCAAUGGCUGGCUCUGAGUUUGUGGAGGUCAUUGGAGGCCUGGGUGCUGCUAGGGUGAGAAGUCUGUUCAAAGAAGCUCGUACCCGGGCGCCCUGCAUCGUCUACAUCGAUGAGAUUGACGCUGUGGGGAAGAAGCGCUCCACCAAUAUGUCAGGUUUCUCCAACACUGAGGAGGAGCAGACCCUGAACCAGCUGCUGGUAGAGAUGGAUGGAAUGGGAACCACAGACCAUGUGAUUGUCCUUGCCUCCACUAACAGAGCAGAUAUUUUGGACAAUGCUCUAAUGAGACCAGGCCGAUUGGACAGACACAUAUUCAUAGAUCUGCCCACCCUGCAGGAGCGGAAGGAGAUCUUUGAGCAGCAUCUGAAGCUCUUAAAGCUGACCCAGCCAGCUAAUUUCUACUCAUUGCGUCUGGCUGAGCUCAGCCCAGGCUUCAGUGGUGCAGACAUUGCUAACAUUUGUAAUGAGGCUGCUCUGCAUGCUGCCAGAGAGGGGUACAAGUCCAUUGAUACUUUCAACUUUGAGUAUGCUGUGGAGAGAGUAAUAGCAGGAAGUGCAAAGAAGAGUAAGAUCCUAUCUAAAGAGGAGCAGAGAGUUGUUGCCUUCCAUGAGUCUGGACACGCUUUAGUGGGAUGGCUACUUGAGCAUACAGAGGCAGUCAUGAAGGUGUCCAUCGCACCGCGGACUAAUGCAGCUCUGGGAUUUGCCCAGAUCUUACCUCGUGACCAGUACCUAUUCACCAAGGAGCAACUAUUUGAGCGAAUGUGCAUGGCUCUUGGAGGAAGAGCUUCUGAGGCUAUCACUUUUAACAAGGUUACAACAGGAGCUCAGGAUGACUUGCGUAAGGUGACACGUGUGGCCUACUCGAUGGUAAAGCAGUAUGGCAUGUGUAACAGUGUCGGCCAGGUCUCGUUCCCAGAAACAGAGGAGCAAGGUGCUGUUGGACGUCGGCCUUUCAGCCAGGGUCUGCAGCAACAGAUGGACCACGAGGCUAAGAUGCUGAUAGCCCGUGCCUACAGGCGCACAGAGAAGCUGCUAAUAGACAACAGAGACAAACUGACAAUACUGGCCAAUGCGCUGUUAGAGCGUGAGGUUGUGAACUACGAUGACAUUGAAGCUUUGCUGGGGCCUUCACCUCAUGGGCCCAAGAAGAUGAUCCUCCCUCAGAGCUGGGUGGAGGCUGAGAGGGACAAACAGGACACAGGAGAUGAUGAACCUCCGCCACCUCCCCGCAAGCACAGUGAAGAGGACAAUAAUCCACAGCUGGUCUGAUCUUAAAAUGUAUUGUCUCACAAUUAUUUCCCAUCUGCUGCUUUUUGUGGGGUAAGUGACUUUUAUGAAACCUGGCAUUGAUACCUCACUUUAAAAAUAUAUAAGUCUCAAACUUAAACUAUGUUUUAGUAAAGUUUCAUAAAGCACUGCAGUCCUUGUAGCCUCUCUGCAAAGAGUCAUUUGCCAUGGAAGCAGCAAUUAGAAGUCUAUUUAAACAGGAUAUAUCUAACUAGCCUAAAGUGAAAAUAGUGUAGAAAAGCCCUUUAAUCAACAUUUUCUGUUUGUGCAAUCAACAAUAACAGAAUGUGUCCAACACAGUGUGAUGAUAGGUGAAAGUGAGAUAUUUUCCUGUAGACAAAACAAAUACAGUUCUGUACUGGCUGCACUUGAAAAUUAAAUCACUUAAUGUGUGCAGAUGAUAUUGCAAGUGAGUUGAUAGAUAUCUGUGACUCCAGUGCUUCUAAACUUAAAAAGGCAACUUUGGGGGUGAUUUUUCUUCGUUGACAGAGAGUACAUAUGCACCAAAUACAUAUGCAUUAACUCAGGUGACUUACAUGUACACAAUUGAGGUUUGCAUUGCUCUGUUUUGCAACUAUACUCAGUUCUCACAUGGAAGAAUCACAACUGUUUGUAGUCGACAUGUUGUUGACAUUUAGUGUGAACAAGAGUCAUCUAUUGACUGGGUUGAAACAGUAAUGUUAAAACUUGUCCUAUUCUAGAAAAACUUCAGCUUCUGUUUGAUUUGUGACUUUGACUGGGCAGUUCUUCAGUAAUUCCACCCUAUUGUGUUUCUGUUUCCACAGUCAAUAGUUUUUCCAAAAAAUGGCAAAAUUUCCACUCAAUCUUGAAAGCAAUGAAAUCUGAAAAAUGGUGGUUGGGUUGAAGAGUGGUUUUCUUAAGUGUCUUGGAAUGUUUUUAAGCUGCUAUCCUGCCAUGAAAACAUUGACGUUGGAUUUUAUUGUAAUAGACUGAGUUAUGUCUUGAGACUUGUAUUUCAUGCAGAUAUAGGAAAAUCACUUCAAGGCUUUAGAAGUGUCUGUCAUGCAAAUUGACGAUUAAGCAGCAGAUAUUACUCCUAACCAUUUGGUCCUGUUCUCACUGUGAGACAUACAUAUUGUUAUAAGAGAUGGGCCAUUUUGAGGCUGUGUUUUCUCUGGAAAAAGGUCUUUGUGUUAGGGUCUGUAUUGGUUUGAUUGACAAAAGUGAAUAUGAAGUCCCUAUGGAUAGUCUUGCUUAAUAUUUAAAUAAAGUUUUAUUUAAAUA